Astyanax mexicanus (Mexican tetra) is the source of this 3838-nucleotide messenger RNA. Its product is annotated as NACHT, LRR and PYD domains-containing protein 12. Gene Ontology annotation, molecular function: protein binding. The record is from RefSeq and is a predicted model, not a curated record. Lineage: Eukaryota; Metazoa; Chordata; Actinopteri; Characiformes; Acestrorhamphidae. The transcript is spliced from 9 exons. Bases 354 to 2990 code for a protein of 878 amino acids.
CCCCUGAAUGUCAUCAAAAAGUUAAAUCCACUCUAAGGGGUAAAGUUGAGAAAAUUAACGAUGGAAUCUCAGGUCAUGGAAACUCAACACUUCUGAAUGAAAUCUACACGGAGCUCUCCAUCACAGUGGGCAGGAGUGGAGAAGUCAACAAUGAACAUGAGAUCAGACAGAUUGAAGCAUUAACCAGGAAGACACAAAUCAACUGCAACAACAUCUUCAGUCCCUUACUGGGUCAAGAUAAGUCCAUCAGAACUGUGCUGACCAAAGGAGUUGCAGGCAUUGGAAAAACCGUCUCUGUGCAGAAGUUCAUUCUGGAAUGGUGUGAAGGAGAAGCAAAUCAAGAUGUCCUUUUUAUGUUUCUGCUUCCAUUUAGGGAACUGAAUUUUAUGAUGAAGGAAGAGUUAAGCCUCGUGGGUCUUCUUCGUCGCUUUUUCAAGGAAACAAGUGAAUUAAAACCACAAGAUUUUUAUCAACACAAAGUCUUGUUCAUCUUUGAUGGUCUGGAUGAAUGCAGACAUCCUCUAGAUUUCAAAAACAAUAAGAGUCUAUCUGACAUAACACAGCCAGCACCGGUAGAUGUCUUGCUGACAAACCUUAUCAAGGGGAACCUGCUUCCAUCUGCCCUUCUCUGGAUCACCUCUCGACCAGCAGCAUGCGGUCAGAUCCCUGCUGAGUGUGUUGAUCAGGUCACUGAGAUACAAGGGUUUAGUGACCAUCAGAAGGAGGAGUACUUCAGGAAGAGGAUCAGUAACCAGACACUGGCCACCAGAACCAUCACACACAUGAAGUCGUCAAGAAGCCUCUACAUCAUGUGUCGCAUGCCAGUCUUCUGUUGCAUAUCAGCCACAGUUCUGGAGAGAUUUGAUGAGAGAGUGGAGAGUGAAGAAAUCCCAAAGACCCUAACUCAAAUGUUCAUACAGUUCCUGAUCCUGCAGACUAAACAAAGCAGCCACAUGUACUUCGGAAGGGGUUUCAUUGAAGCUCAGGACAUUGAAGAGUGUGUUCUGAAAUUGGGAAAACUGGCUUUUCAACAGAUGCAAAAAGGCAACCUGAUCUUUUAUGAGGAAGACCUGAGAGAGUGUGGCAUUGAUAUUAGGGAAGGGUCAGCGUACUCAGGACUGUGCAAGCAAAUCUUGAAAGAGUUUGGACCAGGGAUGGUGUGCAGUUUUGUGCAUCUCAGUGUACAGGAGUUUCUGGCUGCCUUGUUUGCAUAUCUCUCUUUUGUUUCUGACAACAUAAAUGAGCUGCAAGAACAAGACGGUGCUGGUUUUGGUUUCUUUGUCAAGUCCAAUAUGACUGACUUCCUCAAGAUGACAGUGGAUAAAGCCUUACAGAGUGAGAACGGGCAUCUAGAUCUUUUCCUUCGCUUUCUGCUGGGUCUCUCGCUGAAAUCUAACCAGAGAGUUUUACAAGGCAUACUGCCUCUGACAGGGAGCACGUCUGAAAACAAAGAGGAAAUAGUUGAGUACAUCAAGGAGAAGAUCAGGGAGAACCUGUCACUGCAGAAAACAGCCAGUCUCUUUCACUGCCUGUAUGAACUGAAUGAACAUUCUCUACUGGAGGAAGUCCAAAUGUAUCUGAGCAGUGGGAACAGUCACUGUCUAUCUAAUGCCAACCUCUCUUCUGAUCAGUGGACAGCACUGGUGUUUGUGUUGCUCAGUUCAGAGGACGAGCUGGAUGUGUUUGACCUGAGUAGAUAUGACGCAUCAGAUGAAUGUCUUUUGAAGCUUCUGCCAGUGGUUAAGGCAUCCAAAAAAGCUGAGUUAUGUUGGUGUAAUCUCUCAGAGGAAAGCUGUGCAGUUCUGGCUUCAGCUCUCAGCACAAACUCCUCUAGUAUGAGAGAACUGGACCUGAGUUACAAUAAACUGCAUGAUUCUGGAGUGAGGCUACUCUCUGGUGGACUUGAUAAUCCACAGUGUAAACUAGAGAUUCUAAAACUAUGCGGGUGUAAUAUUACAGAGAUGAGCUGUGCUGCUCUUGUCUCUGCUCUCAUGCAAAGAACUUCAUGUCUGAGAGAACUGGACAUGAGUAACAAUAAACUGCAGGAUAUAGGAAUAAAGCUGAUCUCUGUUGGACUGGAGAGCGAACACUGUAAAGUAGAAAUUCUGAGACUGUGUGAUUGUAAUCUCUCAGAGAUCAGCUGUAGCGCUCUGGCCUCAGUUCUCAGCUCAAAAUCUUCAAGUCUGAGAGAAUUGGACCUGAGUGACAAUAAUCUGCAGGAUUCUGGAGUGAAGCUGCUGUGUGCUGGAUUAGCAAACCCACAAUGUAAACUAGAGCGGCUGAGGCUUUGUAAAUGCAAUAUAAAUGAGCAAGGCUUUGCUGCUCUUGCUUUAGCUCUGAUAUCAAACCCCUCACCUUGCCUGAGAGAACUGGAUCUGAGCUAUAAUAUACCAGGAGUAUCAGGAGUACAGCAGCUUUCUGAUCUACUGAGGAAUACAAAGUGUAAACUGGAGAAACUACAGCUCCAAAACUGCAGUAUUACAGAUGGAGACUGUGCUGUUUUGGCUUUAACUCUGAAUUCAAACUCUUCAUCAUUCCUGAAAGAACUGGAUCUGACACACAACAAUUUGGGAGAGUCAGGAAUAAAUCUGCUGUCUGCACUAGUGAAGAAUCCACACUGUAAACUGGAGAAACUACUGCUGUGUGGUUGUAAUCUCACCAAGCAUUGCUGUGCAGCUCUGGCCUCAGUUCUCAGCUCCAACUCAAGCCUAAGAGAGCUGGAUCUGAGUGAAAACAACCUGGACGAUUCAGGAGUGAAGGACCUCUGUGCUGGCUUACACAGUAUACACUGCAAACUGGAGACACUGGGGCUGUACAAGUGCUGUGUUGGAGAGGAAGGCUUUGCUGCUCUGGCUUCAGCUUUAAGCUCCAGCACAUCAUGUUUAAAAAAGCUGAAUGUGAAGUCAAAUAAACCAGGAAAGUCAGGAAAGGAUCUGCUUACUGAUCUAGUGAAUAAUACAUGCUGUAAACUAAAGAAUCUUUGCAUCUGAAAACCACACACGCCAGUGGGGCUUUUAAGGAGAGGACAACAUCUUAUAGAACAGUGCCAUUCAUACAUCACAACAUAUGUAUAUUUGGGCCAUUAGAAGUCUUCAUGCAGCUGCAGCAUGGAGUGAUGUCCUCUUUCUCUGAUGUUAGUUAAAGUGCUUCAUGUACUGGAUAAACAGUGGCCUCUUUAUUAAUUGUUAGGUGUCAGUAAAUGUUGCUGAUCGGAUAAUAAACGGCCACAGCAGCCUUAAUGGUUUUAUGUUACAUUUUUUUUGUGUAAUGUGUAUAAUUGUUAAAUAUUGCUCAUCAGGUUAUAAACGCUCCCAGCAACCCUAAUUGCAAGGUGUAGAAUCUCCAUGUCUGUGUAUUAUUGAAAAAUGUUGCUAUUAAGAUCAACCAGAAGGCAACAGAAACCUAAACGUUAGGUGUAGGAGUUUGUCAUUUUUGUGUGAAUAAAUGUGAGUGAGUAACAUAAAUACAUGAAUACACAGAUUGACAAAAUUGUUGGUAUCUUUUCAUUAAAGAAAAAACUGCAAUGGUCACUGAAAUAACUUGAAACUGACAAAAAUAAUAAUAAAUACAAAUGGAUGAAAACCUUCAUUUUUUUUUUUAAAUCAGUCAGUUUCAAUUUAUGUUUAGUUUUACUUUCUUUAAUAGAAGGCUGCCAGCAAUUUAGUCCAAAUGUGUACAUGUACAGAAAAGGGUGCUUAUUAAAUUGAUAGUGUGUUUUGUUUCAAUAAAAUGUUCAUUAUAUGUUACUCAUAUUAUGCUAAACUCUUUUUUGCUACUGAUUUUUACACUGUUAAAUAUGUACAUCUUAUAGAAAAUAUUACAAAUGAUUGCAACACAA